GCCACUCCUCCUUGUUUGGUUGGCCCAUCACAACAGCAUGAAGGACCUGCCAAAUGGUGAUGCAGGUUUCCCUCACAAUCACACUGGCUGUGGAUUUCCCGAUCUGGAAGGCGUAGUGCAGACUGGUCAACGAUUGGCCUGUAGCUAAAUAGCUGUAAAAAAUGAGUGUAAAGCAAAUAAUAAAAUUAAUGGAUGUAAUUUUAUUUGUAUUAUAGUAAACAUCCUCAAAAGCAAGUGGAAGAGCCUCAAAGAUGCCUUCAUUCGUCAUCGGCGCAAAGAGAAGGAACAGAGGAGUGGAGCUUCGCCAGGUGCACGGUCCAGCUAUGUCCAUGCGGAGGAAAUGGCCUUUCUUAUCCCAUGCACUGAAAUGCGUAGCACCGAUAGUAGCUGGUCGAAAAGACAACAGCAGGAGGAGGAAGAGGAGGACGUCACCAGGGACAGUGAGGCCUGUGCAUCUACGGGGCCACUAAGUCCACCUCCAACCGAUCCCACCCCUACAUUCCAAACACCCUCACAGCCUGCACCACCUGUCGUGGAUCCCGAAAACAUUCGGACUCACCGUUCAAAACGGAAAAGAUCCGAUCGCCAGGAGGACCGCCUAAUUGCAUGCCUGGAUGCACUUGCGCAUCCUGCACCCAAACUCACUAGUGAUGCCCAUUUCUUACUGAGUUUGGAGACUAGAAUGCUGCUAGUUCCCCCAAGUCGCAAUACUGAAGCGAGGGAAACCUUAACAAGGGCCCUAGACAGCUUCAUUCCACAUGAUGACUUCACACAGCCCAACAAUGCACCACAACAUCCACCACCACAUCCACCACAAUAUCCACCACAACAUCCACCACAACAUCCACCACCCACUCACACAUACACAUCACAAACAUACCCACAAACUAACAUACCACACCCUCACGACACGUGGCACACACAACCACAAUCAUCAUACAGCUAUGCCUCCACUAGCAUGGGCACCAACACCUCCACCACCACUCAAAUGCAACCUGGCCAGCAAUCAGGCGGAAUGAGAGAGCCCAUGCGGGAUAACGAGCCACAAUACCAAAACCUGUGAGAAGUGGCAUACUUAAUUUGGUGCAUCAGGGGUGUUCUUCCUUCAUUGUUAAGAUCGGUACAUUACCGAUUAGUUUUUAUGUAUAAAUUACAAAAGUUCUGUUGAUUGGGUUAAACCCAGUUUGCAAAUUGUUUGAGGAACUGUAAGAUGUGAUUACUUUUCCAAAAUAUAAAAACUUUUGCAAACAUUUUUGAACUCUUAUUUAGAACAGA
Bufo gargarizans (Asiatic toad) is the source of this 1275-nucleotide messenger RNA. RefSeq names its product RNA-binding protein 33-like. NCBI's taxonomy places the organism in Eukaryota, Metazoa, Chordata, Amphibia, Anura, Bufonidae. Bases 341 to 1063 code for a protein of 240 amino acids. The transcript is spliced from 2 exons. The record is from RefSeq and is a predicted model, not a curated record.